AUGCUUAGAUCAGCCACACGCACACAAUUUUCUAGGAUUCUUCCUCGUGCCACCCCGCAACCUCUCGUCUGGGGCGGCAAGAGCGUUUUGCGCUCAUACGCAACAGGCGCUGAUCCAUACGAUGUAGUUAUUAUCGGUGGUGGCCCGGGUGGCUACGUCGCUGCGAUCAGAGCAGGCCAAGAGGGUCUCCGUACCGCUUGCAUUGAAAGUCGCGGAAGUCUCGGUGGUACUUGUUUAAAUGUUGGAUGUAUCCCUUCAAAGGCUCUGCUUAACAACUCGCACCACUACGAGGCAGCUCACCACGACAUGAAGCACCGUGGUGUUGACAUUGGAAACGUAUCACUCAACCUCGACACAAUGAUGAAGGCAAAGGACACCUCCGUCACUGGCCUCACCAAGGGUGUCGAAGGUCUUCUCAAGAAGAACAAGGUCGAUUACAUUAAGGGUACCGGUAGCUUCAACUCUCCAAACAAGAUCGAUGUUAACCUCCUUGACGGUGGCGAGACUCAAGUCGAAGCAAAGAACGUCAUUAUCGCAACUGGUUCAGAAGUUACGCCAUUCCCAGGACAAGGUUUGGAGAUUGAUGAGAAGCAAGUCAUCUCAUCAACCGGUGCAUUGGAUCUUCCAAAGGUACCAAAGAAGAUGGUUGUCAUCGGUGGUGGUAUCAUUGGUUUGGAAUUGGGUUCAGUUUGGAGAAGAUUGGGUGCUGAGGUCACUGUUGUCGAAUUCAUGGGCUCAGUCGGUGCCGGUAUGGAUGGUGAAAUUGCAAAGAACUUCCAAAAGAUACUCGCAAAGCAAGGUGUUGAAUUCAAGGUCAAUACCAAGGUUGUCUCUGCUGAGAAACACGCCGACGGCGUCAAGUUGAACGUUGAGGGUGUCAAGGAUGGCAAGAGUGAGGCCAUCGACGCUGAAGUUGUUCUCUGCUCGAUUGGUCGUAGACCAGUCACUCGUAACCUCGGUUUGGACAAGAUUGGAAUCGAGCUCGACAACAAAGGCAGAAUUCCAGUCGACGGACAAUACAACACAUCAGUACCAGGUGUCAAGUGUAUCGGAGAUGUUACAUUCGGACCUAUGCUUGCUCACAAGGCUGAGGAAGAGGGAAUUGCAGCAGUUGAGAUAAUCAAGCACGGUCACGGUCACGUCAACUACGAUGUCAUCCCAUCAGUUAUUUACACUUACCCAGAAGUCGCCUGGGUUGGUCGUAACGAAGAGCAAUUGAAGGAGGCUGGCGUCAAUUACAAGGUUGGAAAGUUCCCAUUCUUGGCCAACUCACGUGCCAAGACCAACAUGGACACUGAAGGUACUGUCAAGUUCAUCAUCGAAGCUGAUACCUAUGAAAUACUUGGUGUGCACAUCAUUGGACCAAACGCAGGUGAAAUGAUUGCAUCAGCAGCUCUUGCUAUGGAGUACAAGGCAUCGGCUGAAGAUGUUGCUCGUACUUGUCACGCUCACCCAACACUCUCUGAGGCAUUCAAGGAGGCUGCACUUGCGUCAUACUCUAAACCAAUUCAGUGGGUGUCUUUAUUUUUGUGGUGGUGUAUCACUGACAUACUUUUAGCUUCUAAACAAAUUGAAAAUUCUGUACAAAACGAUAAUAUAGAUAAUACUAUGAGUUUGUGA
Messenger RNA from Wallemia ichthyophaga EXF-994, 1620 nucleotides. RefSeq lists its product as uncharacterized. Gene Ontology annotation, molecular function: flavin adenine dinucleotide binding; dihydrolipoyl dehydrogenase (NADH) activity. The transcript is spliced from 4 exons. Bases 1 to 1620 code for a protein of 539 amino acids. Lineage: Eukaryota; Fungi; Basidiomycota; Wallemiomycetes; Wallemiales; Wallemiaceae. Gene Ontology annotation, cellular component: oxoglutarate dehydrogenase complex; mitochondrion. The record is from RefSeq and is a predicted model, not a curated record.